AUUAUUGUUAUUUUUUUUUAUGGAUUAGGCCCUAAUUACUAAUUUGGAUAGCGAAUAAUAGGAAAUCCAAUAUAUGUGUGCCAAUAUACCCUAUAUUAUGUCGAUCCACAAUAGAGGGGAUAAGCAUGCAUUAUGAUCAGAUGCCACCUAUUCCGACCGUUUUUUCUUUUCAACUGAGGACUUCUACCUUUUUGCCCUUUUUAACUGUGAGGACAUCUAUUUCGAAAUUUGCUUCUCCAACUUUUGUUCUUCCGUUGCAUAUGUAUUUUAUAAUUAUAGGUAACAAGAGUAGCUAUAACUGACUUGUAAAUCAUGUAUUUUUUUUUUAUUUUUUUUUUUCCCUUUUUUAAUGAAGUUUUGGUCAGGUGAAGUAUUUGUUAAUUUUUAACUGGAUAAAAAUGCUAAUGCAUUGCAAGCUUUUUGCAGAUGGAUGCUCGUAGCCUUGCCAUGGAAAUGGCCUCUAUUAUUAUGUGGCAGAAAGGACAGAAACCAGAUCAUUAUAAACAGUUUUGGAAUAAUCCACCAAAGGCUGAUUCUAAUAGAAAUGCUGAUUCUGUCUUGAACUACACCGAAAUGGACAUGCUUAAAGAAGACGAGAAGAGCAUAGAUGCAUCGUCCUCCAUUCCCUUAGACGACGGGUUGCUAGUCGAUUUUGGAGCUAUUGAAGUUAUUCAGUGCUUAAUUGAACAUCACAAUGCGAUUUUCACAGAUGCACAUGAAACUUUCUGGAGAUAAUAACAUCCUAUAAGCUAUAAUCAGAAUUGUCCAUAAAAAUCCAGCAAUUGGG
Olea europaea var. sylvestris is the source of this 787-nucleotide messenger RNA. RefSeq lists its product as uncharacterized. The transcript is spliced from 2 exons. NCBI's taxonomy places the organism in Eukaryota, Viridiplantae, Streptophyta, Magnoliopsida, Lamiales, Oleaceae. The coding region runs from base 427 to 735 and encodes 102 amino acids. The record is from RefSeq and is a predicted model, not a curated record.